AUGUUCAGCCGAGUGCACACAUUGGCCCGUAUAAGGGUGGUCACUUUCGGUCUCAAUAUACCCGAGCUGUAUUAUAUAUUCUUUACUACCUUUUCGGGCACCGGUAGUAUAGUACCAUUUUUACGCCAAUCCAGUUCUGGUUCGCAUACUAGCCCAGAUAUGAGGGCAGUUAGUAUAAUGCCCCCUGGCUCUCCAGAAAGUGUGAGACCUAGUCUUUUAGAAAAGGGUUUCGUGUCGGCCCACGAAAAACGCUUUCUAAAGCCAAUCAUUGAUGAACUACUUGGCCUAAAUCACCCAGCGCCCAUUGCCCCAGCUCAAUUAAACGUGGACCUGGCUCAACUGAUCAGGGGCGAUUGCAAGCACCCAAUUGCCGCAAAUUAUAGACAAACUAUGAAGUCAUUGAAUGUCGAUUUGAAAGAGUUUAUGGUUUAUGACCCACAGGUCGGAGGUCACCCGGAGGUUAAGCUUGGCAAUAUCAUGGAGGUGACCAUGGGCACAAUUGUAGAUGGUGUUUGCGCUGGUGAUUUUAUUUACACCGUUAACACGUAUAUCCCGACCGAUGCAAACGCAUGUUCAUCAGGGGCACUCAAAUCAUUGAAUGUGACCCAGAUGCAAGUUACAAUCACUGGUUGGGAUAAGCAAGGUUAA
Oppiella nova is the source of this 648-nucleotide messenger RNA. The record is from the annotation of a GenBank genome assembly. Lineage: Eukaryota; Metazoa; Arthropoda; Arachnida; Sarcoptiformes; Oppiidae.